Molecule: messenger RNA, 1534 nt
Organism: Carlito syrichta (Philippine tarsier)
Lineage: Eukaryota; Metazoa; Chordata; Mammalia; Primates; Tarsiidae
Gene: ASCC1
Product: activating signal cointegrator 1 complex subunit 1
Exons: 10
Coding region: 179-1252 (357 amino acids)
Biological process (GO): DNA alkylation repair; regulation of DNA-templated transcription
Cellular component (GO): nucleus
Molecular function (GO): RNA binding
Source: RefSeq, a predicted model, not a curated record
CCAGAGAAGCGACGCCAUCAGCGCCGGCCCACUGCGCAGGCGCAACCCCCCGGCCCGCAUGCGCACUUAGUCCGGCGCGGCCUGAGGAAAUCUUUUACACGCCUGCUGCGUCAGUCUCUUGUUUCUCCUCCUUUCUAGUCCCAGCAGGACUUCAUUGGAAUAUUAUUUGGAGAGUGUCAUGGAAGUUCUGCGCCCACAGCUUAUAAGAAUUGAUGGUCGGAAUUACCGGAAGAAUCCCAUCCAAGAACAGACUUAUCAACAUGAGGAAGAUGAUGAGGACUUCUAUCAUGGCUCCAUGGAGUGUGCUGAUGAGCCCUGUGAUGCCUACAAGGUGGAGCAGACCUCGCAGGGAUUCCGGUCUACCGUGAAGGCUCCCAGCUUGCUCUACAAGCAUAUAGUUGGAAAGAGAGGGGAUACUAAGAAGAAAAUAGAAAUGGAGACCAAAACUUCUAUUAGCAUUCCUAAACCUGGACAAGAUGGAGAAAUUGUAAUCACUGGCCAGUAUCGAAAUGGUGUAAUUUCAGCCCGAACUCGGAUUGAUGUUCUUUUGGACACUUUUAGAAGAAAGCAGCCCUUCACUCACUUCCUUGCCUUUUUCCUCAAUGAAGUUGAGGUUCAGGAAGGGUUCCUGAGGUUCCAGGAGGAAGUACUGAAGAUGUGCUCCAUGGAUCAUGGGGUUGAUAGUAGCAUUUUCCAGAAUCCCAAAAAGCUUCAUCUCACUAUUGGAAUGUUGGUGCUUUUGAGUGAAGAAGAGAUCCAGCAGACAUGUGAGAUGCUACAGCAGUGUAAAGAGGAAUUUAUUAAUGACAUUUCUGAGGGCAAACCUCUGGAAGUAGAGAUGGCAGGAAUUGAAUACAUGAAUGAUGAUCCUGGCAUGGUAGAUGUUCUUUAUGCCAAAGUCCACAUGAAAGAUGGCUCCAACAGGCUGCAGGAAUUAGUUGACCGAGUACUGGAACGUUUUCAGGCAUCUGGACUUAUAGUGAAAGAGUGGAAUAGUGUGAAACUGCAUGCUACAGUUAUGAAUACACUAUUCAGGAAAGACCCCAAUGCUGAAGGCAGGUACAAUCUCUACACAGCAGAUGGCAAAUAUAUCUUCAAGGAAAGAGAAUCAUUUGAUGGCCGAAACAUUUUAAAGUUGUUUGAGAAUUUCUACUUUGGUUCCCUGAAGCUGAAUUCAAUUCACAUCUCUCAGAGGUUCACAGUAGACAGCUUUGGAAACUAUGCGUCCUGUGGACAAAUCGACUUCUCCUGAGGUGGACCUUGGAAAGCACUAGAAAUGGGACAUCCUCACAAAGUGCUGGAGAAAAGUGUCUUCGUUUGAAUCACCAAUGAGGGGUGUGGAAAUCUGGAUGCUGACUGUCCUGGGUGGUUCUCCAUGUACUCACCAUCACCUCUGAUGUGUCUAGUCAUCAGACUGUCGGUCAGGAUGGUUGUGGGCACUUGUGCCCAUAACCCUUGGUGUGUUCUUUUUCAUUUUUCCUUUCAAUUUUUUAAUUGUGGUAAAAUACUCAUAAAAUGUACUGUCUUAACCAUU